Parascedosporium putredinis is the source of this 1713-nucleotide messenger RNA. The record is from the annotation of a GenBank genome assembly. NCBI's taxonomy places the organism in Eukaryota, Fungi, Ascomycota, Sordariomycetes, Microascales, Microascaceae.
AUGCCCGCCCCCGAGCUCCCCGAAGUCGCCAACGGCCUCGAGCGCAUGCGCGCCGCCGCCACCGCCGCCGCGGCCGCCAGCAAGGCCAACGGCGUCGCCGACGCCUUCCAGCUCAACCCCGAGUUCGCCUACGCCUCCCGCAAGAUCAAGGUCGUCACCAUCGGCGCCGGCUUCUCGGGCCUGCUCGUCGCCCACAAGUUCCAGCACCGGUUUCCCGAGAUGCGGGAUAUCGUCGAGCACACGAUAUUCGAGGCCCGCGCCGACGUCGGCGGCACCUGGCUCGCCAACAACUACCCCGGCGUGCAGUGCGACAGGUUCUACGCCAGCGGCGGCGACAUCCUCGACUACAUUAGGCACACGGUCAAGAAGUGGUCCCUCGACCGCGACCUCCAGCUCAGCACCAGGGUCGUCGGCGCCUGGUGGCAGGACGACAUUGGCCAGUGGAAGAUCACCGUCGAGAAGGACGGCCAGCAGCGCGACGAGUACUGCCACGUGCUCAUCUCCUCCCAGGGCGUCCUCGUCCACGAGAACUGGCCCGAUAUCCCCGGCCUCCGCGACUUCAAGGGCCACGUCACCCACUCCGCCGCCUGGGACCACGGCUACGACUACUCCAACAAGAGGAUCGCCGUCAUCGGCAACGGGUCCUCGGGGAUCCAAAUUGUCCCGCAAAUGGUCGACCUCCCCGGCACCGACGUGACCAACUUCAUCCGCGGGCCCUCGUGGGUCUACUACCGCGCGCCCCCGUCCAAGCACCUGGGCCGCGACGACCCGGACCCCAACCCCAAGUACACGGACGAGGAGCGCAAGCGCUUCCGCGACCCCGAGUACCACCUCCAGCACCGUAAGGGCAUCAUCUCCAAGACCAACAAGUCGUUUUACAUCUUCGUCAAGGGCCAGAACAACGACGAGGGUAUCAAGAUGGCCUCGGCCCAGAUGGCCGAGAAGCUCAACCACGACCCCGUCCUCUGCGAGAAGCUCAUCCCCAAGUGGGAGCUCGGCUGCCGCCGCAUCACCCCCGGCCCGGGCUACCUCGAGUGCUUCCUCAAGCCCAACUGCCAUCUCACGGAUAGCGGCAUCGUCCGCAUCACCGAGAACGCCGUCGUCACCGCCGACGGCAAGCACCACGAGGUCGACGUGGUCAUCUGCGCCACCGGCUUCGACGUCUCCCACAGGCCCCGCUUCCCCAUCGUCGGCCUCAACGGCGUGGACCUGCAAAAGGCCUGGGCCGAGGACCCCGAGUCCUAUGUCUCCGUCGCCGUGCCCAACAUCCCCAACUACUUCAUGAUGAUGGGACCCAACUGCCUCGGCGGCCACGGCUCCCUCGUCGAGUCCCUCAACUGGACCGGCGACUACUUUGUCAAGUGGAUCAAGAAGAUGGCCACCGAGGACAUCAAGUACGUCCAUCCCAAGCAGGACAAGGUCAACGACUUCAUCAAGUACUGCGACGAGAUCCACAAGACCCUCGUCUGGACCGGCAACUGCAAGUCCUGGUACAAGAGGAACCGCGUCGACGGCCGCGUCACCGCCCUGUUCGGCGGCUCUGCCCACCUCUUCAACCGCAUGCUCACCGACAUCCGCGGCGAGGACUUUGAGAUCAAGUACAACACCGACAACUCCUUCCGUUUCAUGGGCAACGGCUUCACCGAGUUCGAGAUGGAUCCCACUAGCGAUCUCUCGUGGUACGUCGAGAAGGCGGAGGUGUUGACGGAAUAG